Thyridium curvatum is the source of this 1959-nucleotide messenger RNA. RefSeq lists its product as uncharacterized. The transcript has 3 exons. The record is from RefSeq and is a predicted model, not a curated record. Gene Ontology annotation, molecular function: calcium-dependent protein serine/threonine phosphatase regulator activity; nucleic acid binding. Lineage: Eukaryota; Fungi; Ascomycota; Sordariomycetes; Thyridiales; Thyridiaceae. The coding region runs from base 1 to 1959 and encodes 652 amino acids. Gene Ontology annotation, cellular component: cytoplasm; nucleus. Gene Ontology annotation, biological process: calcium-mediated signaling.
AUGUCUGAAGAGUUCAGGCCAUCACCGCCCACGCGGACCUCGACCGCGUCGUCGCGAUCCUCGAGGAAGUCGCUGACCCUCGACCUGUCCAACCUGCCGCCGCUGCAGCAGCCCACGCCGCCGUCCAACACCCUCCUCUUCACCAACCUGCAGGACCUCGACGUCUUCCGCCCGGACAACCUGCAGACGAUCCGCGAGCUGAUCGAGCACACGGCGCCCGUGCACACCUGGGCGCCCCUCAAGUCCUUCCGCCGCAUCGUCGUGUCCUUCUUCUCGGAGCAGGCCGCCAUCCAGGUCCGCUCCAUCUGGGACGGCGAGGCCAUCCUCGGCGAGCGCUGCCACGUCUACUUUGGCCGCCACACGCCCCUCGACCUCGGCGCGGGGGGCGCUGUCCAGCACCUCGCCCUGCCCGACGCCGGCAAGCUCUUCUUCAUCAGCCCGCCGCCCUCCCCGCCCCACGACUGGGAGAUGCGCCUCGAGGGCGCCCCCAACAAGGAGGUCCACGCCGAGGACCUCGCCGAGGCCCUGGCCCGCCUGCACCACCACCGCGGGCCCCUCGACGACGUCAUCAUGUCCUCGUCCGAGACCAACAGCCCCGUCAGCCCCGUCGACGGCGGCGGCGGCGGCCCCGGCCCCAGGAGGGGCAUGCGCAGCCGCAGCUCCACGCUCAUCUACCAGCCCGAGGAGCACGGCAGCAGCCCCAACCUGCCGGCCAUCGCCGUGCACGACAUGACGGACGAGCCCGAGGAGGUGGCGCCCGAGUUCACCAAGGAGAAGCCGCUGCCGGCGCACACGGCGCGCCCGCCCGUCGAGCUGAUGCACGAUGCCGCAUAUUCUAUCAUCACUGGAGAUACAGAAGUCAACGAGGAGGAGGAGGAGGAGGAGGGUCCUCCUGAGAGCAGCAACACGGAGGGAACUAUCGCUCUCAUGGGCACAUACACCUUGGCUAUAAGGCUGUAUAUACGUGGCUCGAUUUUCCCACGCCAGCACCCCCGCCACGGCGCCCGCGCCGGCGAGGUACUUGAGGUUCCGCCACUCCACCCCGCGCGGCACGCCGCGCCGCCGCCACCGCCGCUCCCCGUGGUCGCCGAGCUCCGUCGCAGGCGCCUCCAGGCUCGGGAUGUACUUGAAGUCGAAGGCGGCCUCGCCGCCGAGGGCGCCCAGCUCCGUCUUGUCGACGGUGACGGCGUACAGCAGGCGCCGGUGGGCCGCGAUGCGCCCCUCGUCGUCCCACAGGGCGGCCGGCAGGCGGCGCGCGGCGAGCGCCAGCAGCGCGAAGAAGACGCACUGGCCCGCCACGAGGGCGGUGUAGUACGCCGGCGGGCGGGCGAUGCCCAGCGCCGACGCGAGGGCGCGGCCGUUGAGCCAGUGGGCCUCGGCGGCGAGGAAGGCGCGCGAGGCGUAGACGGGCGGCUGGCCCGCCAGCCCCGUCAGGACGUUGUUGGCCAGGACGCGGCCCGUCGGGGUGGGCCGCAGCUCCGACGCCAGGAGGGACUCCAUGGCCGCGCGGGCCGCGCGCGGCGUCGCGAGGUGCCGCGACGGCGCGCCGAGCACGUGCGCCACGUACCGCCAGAGCGCGACGUAGUCGGCCUCCUCCGCCGGCGUGGCGCGCACGCCCUGCCGCGGCAGGCCGAGCCAGAGCGGCGUGCCGCAGAAGGCGGCCACGGUGCCGAGGCUGUCGAGGUCGCUGAUGGGCACGCCGUGCUCGGCGACGGAGUAGUAGCCCGGCCGGGCGGCGGCGAGCCGCAGGAUGCGCCGGCGCACGGCGGCGUGGAGCAGCCGCACGCGGACGCUGGCGGCGGAGCCGGCGCCGCCGGGCUGGAUGGCGGGCAGGGAGGCCGUCGCCUGCAGCAGGUGCUGGAAGGUCUCGAGGAGGCGGCGGCGGGCGACGCUGGCGCCGAACCCGCCGGUGCGGGAGAGCGUCUCGACGACGCGCCGGCCGCCCAUGCCGCCGACUAG